Messenger RNA from Carassius auratus (goldfish), 637 nucleotides. RefSeq names its product homeobox expressed in ES cells 1-like. The record is from RefSeq and is a predicted model, not a curated record. Bases 1 to 600 code for a protein of 199 amino acids. The transcript is spliced from 4 exons. Lineage: Eukaryota; Metazoa; Chordata; Actinopteri; Cypriniformes; Cyprinidae. Gene Ontology annotation, cellular component: nucleus. Gene Ontology annotation, molecular function: DNA-binding transcription repressor activity, RNA polymerase II-specific; RNA polymerase II cis-regulatory region sequence-specific DNA binding. Gene Ontology annotation, biological process: forebrain development; regulation of transcription by RNA polymerase II; pituitary gland development.
AUGUUGGGGGAGUGUGGAGCUAUAAAGACGAACCUCCAGCUUUCAGAUCACACCAGAAGAAGAGGACUGUAUCUCCAGAUGGCUUCUCUCACAGUGAGCGGGCAUCAGAACCACUCGGUGCCCAGACGGUCUGCCUUCACCAUCGACAGCAUCCUGGGACUCGACAGACCGGAUCAGAGAACCAUCCUGUCAGCACCUUACCGACCCUGGACAGACGUGAAACCAGCAUGCCAGAACCGUGGCGUGGUCGCAGACAGUGAUGCUUCAGUGGAUGUUAGGGUGAAUGAAGACAGUAAAUCUUACAGUAAAUCCCCAGCAGACUCGUACAGGAGAACACUGAACUGGUACAUCGGGCGCCGGCCGCGAACGGCCUUCUCUAGUGUCCAGAUCAAGAUAUUGGAAAGUGUGUUUCAAGUGAACUCCUACCCGGGCAUUGAUAUACGUGAAGAACUUGCUAAGAAACUGCAUCUAGAUGAGGACAGAAUCCAGAUUUGGUUUCAGAACAGAAGAGCGAAGCUGAAGCGUUCAUACAGAGAAUCUCAGUUUCUCAUGGUGAAAAACGUCCUCAGUGAUUUACAAACCAGCAGAGAAGAACACUGAUAGCUGCAGAUCCACAUUUGUUCUUCUUCUUCUUAUU